GAUAAAGAGCCUGAGGUGUGAGCUUAAAAGUCCAGUGGCCAAAGUCCACUAGGUUGUAAGUGUAAGGGUAGCACUGAAGGGGCCUGCACAGGCAGGGUAGCACUGGAGGGGUCUUCUGGAGGCUCAUGCCCUCUGCUGGAUGCUGAGCCUUGGUCUCCCACCUGGAGCUGUGACAAUAGGAAUUUUGGUUAAUUACUGACUGGGCUGCUGGGAAUGCUGAUAGAUCUCUCUGACUCAUUAUCGAAGGCUUUUAGAGCUAGCUCCUGAAAGGCAGAUUCCAGCAAAUGGUGUUAAUUGCAGGACCUCAGGGGUGGAGGGGCCACCCAGUGCCUCUGGGCGCCUCAGUGUGCCAGGGCUACUGCUGGAAUGAACUGCUGGGCUGGAAUUCUGCGCAGGAAAUUGUUGGGUCUGACCCAGGGCUGGCCACGCUUGAAAGGAGUAGCACUGGAAACCUGGAUUUUGAGAUGGGAGAGGCUAGUGGUAACAGGCCGAGCUGGAUGGAUGGGUAUGGGGAGAGGGGCAGGACCUUCAGCCCUGGGAUUCUGGCCGACCCUCGCCUUCCUUCUCUACAGCUUCCCGGCAGCCGUCUCCCCGUGCAAGAUCCUCAGGUGCAACUCUGAGUUCUGGAGCGCCACGUCGGGCAGCCACGUCCCCGCGUCCGACGACGCCCCCGAGUUCUGCGCUGCCCUGCGCACCUACGCCCUGUGCACCCGGCGCACGGCCCGCACCUGCCGGGGCGACCUGGCCUAUCACUCAGCCGUCCAUGGCAUAGAGGACCUCAUGAGCCAGCACAACUGCUCCAAGGAUGGUCCCACCUCGCAGCCACGCCUGCGCACGCUCCCGCCGGCGGGGGACAGCCAGGAGCGCUCGGACAGCCCCGAGAUCUGCCACUAUGAGAGGGGCUUCCACAAGCUCUCGGCUGCCCCCAACUACACGCACUGCGGCCUCUUUGGGGACCCGCACCUCAGGACUUUCACAGACCGCUUCCAGACCUGCAAGGUGCAGGGCGCCUGGCCACUCAUUGACAAUGAUUACCUGAACGUGCAGGUCACCAACACACCCGUGCUGCCCGGCUCAGCCGCCACCGCCACCAGCAAGCUCACCAUCAUCUUCAAGAAUUUCCAGGAGUGCGUGGACCAGAAGGUGUACCAGGCUGAGAUGGAUGAGCUCCCGGCCGCUUUUGCCGAUGGUUCCAAGAAUGGUGGGGAGAAGCACGGAGCCAACAGCCUGAAAAUCACUGAGAAAGUGUCAGGCCAGCACGUGGAGAUCCAGGCGAAGUACAUCGGCACCACCAUCGUCGUGCGCCAGGUGGGCCGCUACCUGACCUUUGCCGUCCGCAUGCCGGAGGAGGUGGUCAACGCUGUGGAGGACAAGGAUGGCCAGGGCCUCUACCUCUGCCUGCGGGGCUGCCCGCUCAACCAGCAGAUCGACUUCCAGGCCUUCCACGCCAAUGCUGAGGGCCCCGGUCAGCGCAGGCCAGCCGCCAACAGCGCGGUGCCCCUGGCCCCUGGGACAUUCCCGUACGAGACAGCUGUGGCCAAGUGCAAGGAGAAGCUGCCUGUGGAGGACCUGUACUACCAGGCCUGCGUGUUCGACCUUCUCACCACGGGAGACGUGAAUUUCACGCUGGCUGCCUACUAUGCCUUGGAGGAUGUCAAGAUGCUCCACUCCAACAAGGACAAACUGCACCUGUAUGAAAGGACUCGGGAGCCGCCAGGCGGGGUGGCCGCGGCAGCACCACUCCUGGAUCCCCGGCCGCUCUUCAGCACCCUCGGGGUCCUUGCUCUGCUGCCUGUGUUCUGUUAGGCAGCUGCCACUUAGGAUGAGAAGGGAGGCAUGAGCUCUGCCCCAGCCUCGGGCUCCUGCCUGAGGGUCAGAGACACUGGCAGGUGUGUCUCCUGUGGCCCAGCUGGCUCUGUAGCACUCAGGAGCAGAAGUGACCAGUGGCCCACGGAUGGUUCCCUCAGAGCCACUCUGGGCCGUGUCUAGCAAGGGUUUGGGGCAUGGGGUGACCCUCCCCUCUCUCUAGUGCACGUGACAAGGUUGUGGUGAUUGGUGCUGUGAUGUUUGUGACAGUAGAGCUGUGAGAGGGAGAGCAGCUCCCCUCCACCCCACCCCUGCAGAGUGAAUGUUCAAACCAGAGCCCCUAGGCUGAAGCCCCCAACCCCACCAGAGAGACACUGGGAACGAUAGCGUCAGCCUCUUCCACCCCCCUCGCAAUGCACUGAGACAGGCCCGGCUGACUGCUGCACGCCGACUUGUGGGGCCCCCUGCGCCCGCCGCAUGCACACACGCUCUUCCACAAGCACACUCGCACACACUAAGCCUGUGGGGUUGCACCCCGGCUGAGCCACCAUCUCCAUGGGACUGAGGCAUCAGCAAGGCUCUGUCUCCGGGCAAGGCCUCCUUAACAAUGAGACAGCCCCAGAGGGCACUGCUCAGCCAAGGUGGAUGUAACCUUGUGGCCAACGGACUGUGCCCUUCUGGUGCCUUCCCACCUGUGGCCUCCAUGGAGCUUGGAGGAGACCGUCCAUGUGGUGCUGUGGGCGUGGGUUUCCCAGGCACCUGCCUCAGUGGAGGAUGCAUGUUGACCCAUGGUCUGAGCAAUGCCCCUUGUGGGCCCUGGUGCCUGGCUCUGACUCCACCCUCCACCCUCCACCCCUCCCCACUGUGCUUAGGAAAUCGAAGUUGCUUGGUUCCAAAUGUCUAAACAGAAGUGAUCCCCAGUCCUCCUUGGUCCCCUCCAGCAAAUGCAAGAGCCCCUGGGCUGCAGGGUGUGAUCAGGAGACCCAGUUGAUAGAGCCAGCUGGCCUGCUGUAUGCUCUGCCCCUCACCUUCCUGCCAGACAUCCCCGCCUCCGGCUGCUGGUCAGAAGCCCCACUCCCCGCCCAGUCCACCCAUGCCUGGAUUCUGUGAAAGGAGCAGGGUCUUAGAGGCCUUACUCCCCCACAGCCCCAAGCAUACCUGGCAGGAUCUCCUCCCAUGGAGCCCAGAACCAAGCCCACCCUGCUGCCUGUCUGAGGCGCCCAGAGAGCAACACAGGCGCUCCCUGGCCCCUGUAGGCCAUCCUGCCAGCAGCCCUGCAGCCUACCCCAUUCCCACUCAGCAUCUGCAGCAGCCCCCUCCUCCACUGCUCCCCAGGGACCUCUCAUACACUGGCCAGGAGGCUGCAGAAUCUGCCUCUCCCCCUCCCUCCAAGAGGUCCUGCUCCCCGCCCCCCACCAAAACCAUGUGGGUGGCCAGGAGGGGGCUUGGCCCAGCCCCUCCCUCUCCCUGCUGGUUUUUUAGAUGAUCCCUAGGUUGGAAGUAAAAAGUUGAAGCACUUUAUUUUGGUUGUGUUUGAUCACGUUCUGCUUGGAAAUGGGGACCCCCUCACUGAGUCCAUGUGUCUGUGACCUGUGUGGAGUGUCACCACGUGUACAUAACUGUAAAUUAUUUAUUAAUGGCUAAACGCAAGUAAAGUUUGGUUUUUUUGUUUUGUUAUUUUCUUUUAGAUGAGAUGUUGGAUUUUGUGUCUGAACACUUUGGUUCCCUGGUGGUGGCGGGGAAUGAUUUUGGUGAUGGAUGUCCCUUUAUAGUGAGUGUGCUGGCAGGGUGGAUGGUGUGUGGGUGUGCCUGAGUGUCGUGAACACAUGGAAAGUACAACAACAUAACACCCAGAGUGUUUUGCUUCUCUAAAAUUACCUUUUAAAAAUAUUAUUACCAUGAGUAGGUUGGGGGUCUGGUGGAUCCAUCUCUAGAGACAUACAGACCAGUGGCCACACAGUAGAGCAACAGAACUAUCUUCUGGGACAAGGUUGGGGAAGUUGGGCAGCUGGCCUGACAUCCACGAUGACUCCUCAGCCAACACCACCAGUCUAGGGAGCCCCAGGCCUGAGACUUGCUACCACCAACCCUGUGGGUCCCCUCCUCACCCACAGCCCAGUGGUCAGGUGAUGGCACUGUAGAGGGGACCACUGUCCACACCAGUGUGGGGCCAGUUUCACUACUGGCUGUGAUCACAUUUCAUUCCUAGAAACUACCCAGUGGGUCAGGAAUGAAUUUGAGCCCAUUUUACAGAUAACACAGAGACUGGCGCCAUGAACUGACUUGGCAAGGGUUAUGUAGCAAGAGUAGACCCAAGGUGGACCUAAGUGUUGUCCUGGAGUCCCCGGCUCCUGGCACUAAAUGUCAGGAGGAAGAAUAGUAGUAUAGUUAAACCAAGGUCCAGCCCCACGUCUUCACUUUCUCAAAUCUGUGGCUUUGGGCAAGUCAUUUAACCUCUCUGAGCUUGGUCAGGUCUUCUCUGUAAAGUGGGGAGUGCCUGUCACACAGGGUUUGGCAACUCAGUAUAAUCACAGCUGCAGAGUGGCCCACUAUGGCUACCUAGAGCUGCUGGUGGUGGUAUUCCCAAAGCAAGAGAGUUUGGAUGAGUGAAAAGCAGGGUGGGCCACACAGACCUUAGGAGCCUGGGAGAGAGUGUUUAUAGUGAUCCCAGGUGGAACAACCAAACAAAUAGGGAAGAACUUUCUAGAGCCCUGCUCUUCAGUAGGCUCCCAGAGAAGGCGUGAGGAUUGGGUUUGAGAGUUAGGAACCAGACCCAGAGCAAAAUAUCCCCACACGCCCUACCUACUACAUUGUCAGUACACACAGGCCUCACUCUCAGCUGAACAGCACCAAGGUAACAGAGCCUUUGGCAGAGAACAGAUCAAGGAGAAGCCAAGUCACAGGGCAAGGGAAAGAGGUCUCAUUCUCCAUCAGAUGAAAAUGCUGUAUGGCACUUGCCAGAAAAUAUUUCUGGUUUGGAAUUUUGUCAGGGUCCUAAAUUUAACCAGCAGGAAUUUGUUCCCAAGUACCAUGUUACUAGCUGCCCUCAUAAACAUGGAAAUUUGCAUUUCAUCCUGAGUAUGGAACAUAAUGUCUGGAGCCAAAUGACUCCCAAGGUCAUCUUGCAGUGUAGACUGGGUUUGGUGUAGACCCUCAGGGAGGCCCGUUAGUCUGGGAGGUGAAGGCACUGAAAGUGGUGGGAACUCUCGGAUGGGGGCUGGGAAGCUGGCUCAGUGAUAGAGCACUUGCCUAGCAGGCUCACGACCCUGGGAUCCUGGGCUUAACCCCCCAGCCACUGCAAAAACAAUGUACUCAGAGUUCUUGUUUGGCGAGCCAGAAUUUGGAUAGAAGGAUAGAAGGCAGAGAAAGGACUAUUAAAACAAAUGCAAUUCAUUUAUAAUAAAGGGGGAAAUUGACAUAAAAUAAUUACCAGUACACUUGGGCAGAGGCCCAUGAGCCAGGCAUGAGUGGAGUUGAUCAGUCACGCCAGGAAGCAGCACAGAACAGGAGGUGGCAACUGGGCUCGGGCAGCAGACCGAGUGUGGAAACUGGCUCUGCCUGUCACUAGCUGUGUGGUCUCCCUUGGAUCUUUGAGCCUUAGAUUUCUAAUUUGUAGAAUGCAAUUGUGAGUACCUGCCUCCCAUGGUCAUUAUGGAAAUCCAGUGAGCUCGCACUCAUAAAUUGCCUCACACUUGGACCCUGACAGUUAGGAAGGCCACCAAAAGUGAAGGUCCAAUCCCUUUGUGAUCAGAUGUAUUCAUUUGGUAACCCUACUUGCAUGAGCCCAGCCUACAGUAGGGACCCAAACAGAACAUGCUGUAUUCCCACUAGGGAUAUAAGCCAAUAAACUAAUGUCCCAUGGUGACAAGUGCCAGGAAGAAAGGAAAGCAGGUUAGUUCUCAGAGAGAUGCAUGUUGGAUUAAGGAAAGGGAAGGAGGGCUCACUGCAUGACUUUGGGGAACAAGUCGUUCCAAGAAGUGAGAGUAUGUUCCACAUAGACCUCAGUGAACCACGCAGACCUGGUACAGCACAGCCCAGAGGGACAGUUAAGGGAAAGCAGAAAGUCAAUGUGACUCCAGGACAGCAAGUGGACAGGUGGAGGUUCAAGGAGAGCACCAUAGCAUGACAGAGGGAAGGCAUGGUGUUUUAUUCCAAUUACCUGAGGCGACCACAGGGGUCCCUGUGCAGGGAACCAGUGUGUCUGACCAGGAUCUCAGUGGAGUUUCAGCUGCUGGAUGGAGCAAAGCCAUCAAGGAGAGAGAGAAAGCCACAGGCUACAAUAGCUCAAGGCCAGCUGGAGGCAGUGGUAGUGUCAGAAAGGACCUGACGCAAAG
This is a messenger RNA of Castor canadensis (American beaver), 6140 nucleotides long. The record is from RefSeq and is a predicted model, not a curated record. NCBI's taxonomy places the organism in Eukaryota, Metazoa, Chordata, Mammalia, Rodentia, Castoridae.